AUAGUCCAACGAAGAAGACGUAGAUGUUGGCGGAAAGUGGAGAGCCAAGCACCUUGAGGGAAUUAGCGCAAUCUGCUUCCUCGUUAAUACCUUGAGCCAUUUAACGUAUACCGCGACCAAGUCUUGCCUAAAAUAUUCCCCGCGUUGUUCCCAACGGCCAGGUGAGAGGAGCUGAACUGCAACUGCCCUUCUUAGUCGUUUAAAACCAGCGAACACGCUAAGUAGCCUCGCUCGCUAGCCUCACUAGCUAGCCAGCUAGCCCAUUCACUUCCACGCUACCACGUCCAUUGUGCGCUAGCUAGCAUGUCUAGCGGAGGCAUUAUCCGCGGACCCGCGGGGAGCAAUGACUGCCGCAUCUACGUCGGCAACCUGCCGCCCGAUAUCCGCUCUAAGGACGUCGAAGACCUCUUCUACAAGUACGGCUCCAUCCGUGAUAUCGAUCUGAAAAACCGACGAGGAGGACCGCCAUUCGCCUUCGUGCAGUUUGAGGACCCGAGGGACGCAGAUGACGCCGUGUACGGUCGUGACGGCUAUGACUACGAUGGCUACCGACUGCGAGUGGAGUUCCCCCGAAGUGGACGAGGAGGAGCUGCAGGCCCACCUAGGGGUCGAUACGGACCACCAUCUAGGCGCUCCGAGUACAGGGUCAUCGUGUCAGGUCUCCCUCCUAGUGGGAGUUGGCAGGACCUGAAGGACCACAUGCGAGAAGCGGGCGAUGUGUGCUACGCUGACGUGAACCGCGAUGGCAGUGGCGUGGUGGAGUUUGUGCGGAAGGAGGACAUGACAUACGCCGUGCACAAGUUGGACAACAGCAAGUUUCGCUCCCACGAGGGCGAGACGGCGUACAUUCGUGUUAGGAUGGACGGCCACCGCAGCCCCAGCUACGACCGCUCCCGCAGCCGGAGCAGAAGCCGGAGCCGAAGCAAGAGCCGAUCACGGAGCUACUCCCCCGCUCGUCGCGGCCGGGCCUCGCCACGCUAUUCCCCACGGCGCUCUCGCUCCCAUUCCCGUUCCCGCUCUCGUUCUCGCUCCCGCACCUAGAGCCGCCGGUGCCGCGCUGACUUGACGUAGAGCGGCACGUCAAGAGAGAGGGCAAAAGAAACCUCGGAGUUGGAUCCCGUUUGUCAUGUAUUUCUCAUCAGCCCUGCCGUUUUGGGUUUUUUGGUUGCUGCCCGUCCCCCUUUCCUUCCCUUCACUGUGUUGGGUGACUUUUUUUAUUUUUUUUAUUUUGUUUUUCAUUUUACUCACCAUUCCGUCAUUUUCCCCACCCCCUCUUCCCAGCUCCUUGAACGCUGCCGCUAUUGCUGUGCUUUUUCUUUGGCUUCUCAAAGCAUUUUGUCCGCUGAUCUUCUUGUGUGUCUCUCUGUAGAGAUCAGAGCGGCAGGAUAGGAUGGGAAGAGAAGGAAACAGUUCAAAUUAGGAUAAAGAGGAGGAGGAGGAUGAGAAGGAGGAGGAUACAAAUGUGGCACGCAAUGGUAUGAUGGUUGUGCCUUUACAAACAUCUAAUUGUGAGGCUGUUCACAUGUUUUUACACUUAAAAUGGUGCCCCAUUCUUGCUCAAUACUCAAUCACCCACUGCAGAAAUAAGCUUCUGCAUUCAUUUUGUUUGUAGGUGGUACCCGCCACCCUUUUUUUUUUCUUCUUAAUUUGCUUUGUAGUUUUCUCCAACCCUGUUAAGUGUCAUCAAAAUGUAGAUAUUUUUUCCUUUCAAUGCGAAGGUGUGAUUCUAACUCCUUCUCUUUGGUUCUGCUGGUAUUCUGAAGGUUUGGACUGGGCUCAUUGUCACCCCAUCCGGAGCCGGAUCAGGAUUUAGGAUUUUUAGGCAUCAGGAUGGAUACAAGGAGCAGGAGCGUUGGAGAAUUUUCUUUGUUCGUUUGUUUGUUGUUUGUACCUGGACAAGUUCCCACGUCCAACCUUUCAAGCAUUGUAGUUCAUAGUCUAAGCUAAUUCGGCGUUCCCAAAGAAACACAUGUAGUAGUAAUUUUCCAUGUUGUGGAAUUUCAUAAUUAGUGGCAGUGUUGUGACUUUUUUUUAAUUAUCGUUGGAAAAGGAAGAGCUGGGAUCAAACCCUCGGAGGGCUUCCCGACAGUGGAGGGAGAGGAUAAAAAGAGUGAGGAAAUGUGGUUUGUAUCUUAGAUCCGCUUUUUCCUGGUGGGAUGGUUUGUUUUUCAUAAAUAGAGUCUCCGGUGUCAUCAGAGCUUUAUUCUCUUUUAAUAAAAGUUUAAAACGUA
Messenger RNA from Syngnathus typhle (broad-nosed pipefish), 2231 nucleotides. RefSeq names its product serine/arginine-rich splicing factor 1B-like. The transcript has 4 exons. NCBI's taxonomy places the organism in Eukaryota, Metazoa, Chordata, Actinopteri, Syngnathiformes, Syngnathidae. Gene Ontology annotation, molecular function: mRNA binding. Bases 304 to 1041 code for a protein of 245 amino acids. The record is from RefSeq and is a predicted model, not a curated record. Gene Ontology annotation, cellular component: nucleus; cytoplasm; ribonucleoprotein complex.